This is a messenger RNA of Linnemannia hyalina, 1905 nucleotides long. The record is from the annotation of a GenBank genome assembly. NCBI's taxonomy places the organism in Eukaryota, Fungi, Mortierellomycota, Mortierellomycetes, Mortierellales, Mortierellaceae.
AUGACCUCUAUCUACAACUUCAAGAAGAUCACCCCCGUCCCCACGGGCGGCGACUUCCUCGACAUCAUCCUCUCCAAGACUCAGCGCAAGACCCCCACCGUCAUCCACGCCAACUUUGCUAUCAGUCGUAUCCGUAACUUUUAUAUGCGCAAGGUCAAGUUCACUCAGGAGAACUUUGACGAGCGCCUCAAGGGCAUUCUGGACGAGUUCCCCAAGCUCGAUGAUAUUCACCCUUUCUACGCAGACUUGAUGAACGUCCUUUACGACAAGGACCAUUACAAGUUGGCUUUGGGACAGAUGAACACCGCUCGCCACUUGAUCGACCAGGUCGGCAAGGAUUACGUUCGUUUGCUCAAGUUUGGUGACUCGCUCUACCGUUGCAAGCAGCUCAAGAAGGCUGCCCUCGGAAGAAUGGCCACCAUCAUGCGCCGUCAAAAGGAUUCACUCGCCUACCUCGAACAGGUCCGCCAGCAUUUGGCCCGUCUCCCCUCCAUCGACCCCAACACCCGUACCUUGCUCGUCUGCGGUUACCCCAACGUCGGAAAGUCGUCCUUCAUGAACAAGAUCACCCGUGCCGAUGUCGAUGUCCAGCCCUACGCCUUCACCACCAAGUCGCUCUUUGUUGGUCACAUGGAUUACAAGUACUUGCGCUGGCAAGUCAUCGAUACCCCCGGUAUCUUGGAUCACCCCCUGGAGAACCGUAACACCAUCGAGAUGCAGUCGAUUACCGCCCUGGCCCAUUUGCGUUGCGCCGUCCUUUACUUUAUCGACCUCUCGGAGCGUUGCGGAUACAGCAUCAAGGAGCAGGUCUCUCUCUUCCACAGCAUCAAGCCCCUCUUUGCCAACAAGCCCGUUAUGCUCGUCAUCAACAAGAUUGACGCCAUGAAGAUUGAGGAUAUCAGCGCCGAGGACCGUACUCUUUUGGACAACAUUGUCGACAACGAAGGCGUUGAGAUGAUGGGCAUGUCUUGCUACACCGAUGAGGGUGUCAUGAACGUCAAGCAAUCUGCCUGCGACCGCCUCUUGCAGGCCCGUGUUGACUCCAAGAUGAAGGGACACAAGAUUAACGAUAUUCUCAACAAGAUUCACUUGACCCAGCCCCAGCCCCGUGACGACAACCCCCGUCUGCCCUUCAUCCCCACUGGAGCCGAGAGCAAGGCCAAGUACGACGCCAAGGACCCCAACCGCAUCAGACUGGAGCGCGAUUUGGAGGCCGAGCAGGGUGGUGCUGGUGUGUUCAACGUCGACCUCAAGAAGAGAUAUCUGUUGGAGAACCCCGAGUGGAAGUACGAUGUCAUUCCUGAGAUCUGGGAGGGCAAGAACGUUGCCGACUUCAUCGAUUCCGACAUUCAGGAGCAGCUGGAUGAGCUCGAGCGCGAGGAAGAGAGACUCGAAGCCGAGGGAUACUAUAAGUCUGACGACGAGGAGAUGGACUCGGAGGAGGAGGCUUUGGAGGCUACUGCCAACGCCAUCACAGAGCACACUCGCCUUACUCGCAUUGCGGCUCGUCUCAAGACCACCAAGAACCGCCCCACAUUGCCAAAGACUGCCAUCAAGCGCACUGUUGGAGAGAUGUCGACCCAUUUGGAGCGUAUGGGAUUGGAUUCGAGCAAUGCUCGUGCACGCAGCAGAGUCUCGAAGCGUGCUCGCUCGGAGAGCCGAGGAGAGAUCAUUGCCCGUCUUUCAUCGACUGCUCGCCCCGAGACCAGUGUUGUUCGGGACCGUACCAUGUCCGGAGUCCGCAACGUCAAGCAGAAGCUCGAGUCGGAGAAGGUCCGCAAGCUGGCCCAGCGUACACCCAACUUGUUUGCCAAGAGAGGAGAGUCCGACAGAGCUGUCCAGACCAAGAUGCCCAAGCACUUGUUCUCGAACAAGCGUGGAAACGGCAAGACCGACUGGAGGUAG